AGACCAGAGCAGACAAUAGGCCCCUAAAGUGUUCCCCCUAAGUUGCUUUGAUGUUGUCCUGGUGUCUUGAUACCAAGAGGCCAGGGAUUGCAGGAAAAGGGUCUUUUUUUGUCUUCAUUCACUCCCCCCCCUCAGUUUCUGAAAUGAUUCUCCAGAAUUUCUCCUCAUAAAAAAGGAAUGAAUGUGGGACUAGCUGGUCACUCUACUCUGACCUAAAAGCUUCCUUCUGUUUGGGUGGCCAAGAUCAGUGUUGGAAAGUGCUUCUGUGUCUCGAUGUAGAGGAGAGAGCAAAUUGGACAUCUGGAGAGGUGAAGGUCGCCUUUAAGAAGGGGGUUCCUGGACUCCUCCCCUCCAGAAUGAGCACUGCCGUGUCGUGACCCUUGGGGUUUUGUGUGCCCUGGAGAUGCGAGAUUUUCCUUUGGCAGCAGGAGGCACACCCCCAGAGAAUGCUGGAGCUGCAAGGGGAAAGGACCUAUUUCCACAGCAAAGAAAAACCAAGAGGAAAAAGGCACAUAGGUUGCCAGCGCUGAAGGACGCAGCCAGCCAGCAGUGGGCGCCUGCCACUGCCCCCGGCACUGUUUCUGCUGCAGCCCGAGAGGAACUCGGUGAGCCCAUCUGUGACUGUGACUGCAAGCUCAGGAUUUCAAUCAAUGCAUUCCAGUAACCCUAAAGUGAGGAACUCUCCAUCAGGAAACACGCAGAGUAGCCCUAAGUCAAAGCAGGAGGUGAUGGUCCGUCCCCCUACAGUGAUGUCCCCAUCUGGAAACCCCCAGCUGGAUUCCAAAUUCUCCAAUCAGGGUAAACAGGGGGGCUCAGCCAGCCAAUCCCAGCCAUCCCCCUGUGACUCCAAGAGUGGGGGCCAUACCCCUAAAGCACUCCCUGGCCCAGGUGGGAGCAUGGGGCUGAAGAAUGGGGCUGGAAAUGGUGCCAAGGGCAAGGGGAAAAGGGAGCGAAGUAUUUCCGCCGACUCCUUUGAUCAGAGAGAUCCUGGGACUCCAAACGAUGACUCUGACAUUAAAGAAUGUAAUUCUGCUGACCACAUAAAGCCCCAGGAUCCCCAGCACACCCCCCACUCGAUGACUCCAUCGACUGCUACAGCCCCCAGGUCUUCCACCCCUUCCCAUGGCCAAACUACUGCCCCAGAGCCUACACCUGCUCAGAAGACUCCAGCCAAAGUGGUCUAUGUGUUUUCUACUGAGAUGGCCAAUAAAGCUGCAGAAGCUGUACUGAAGGGCCAGGUUGAAACAAUCGUCUCUUUUCACAUCCAGAACAUUUCUAACAGCAAGACAGAAAGAAGCACAGCCCCUUUGAACACACAGAUCUCUACUCAUCGGAAUGAUCCCAAGCCUCUGCCACAGCAGCCCCCAGCUGCAGCUGCCCAGGACCAGAAUUCUUCCCAGAACACCAGACUGCAGCCAACCCCACCCAUUCCAGUCCCAGCCCCAAAACCUGCCGCACCCCCUCGUCCCCUGGACCGGGAGAGUCCUGGGGUAGAAAACAAGCUGAUUCCUUCCGUAGGCAGCCCUGCCAGCUCCACUCCACUGCCGCCAGAUGGUACUGGGCCUGACUCGACGCCCAAUAAUCGAGCAGUGACCCCUGUUUCCCAGGGGAGCAAUAGCUCUGCAGCUGAUCCCAAAGCCGCCCCACCUCCACCAGUGUCCAGCGGUGAGCCCCCCACACUGGGAGAGAACCCCGACGGCCUAUCUCAGGAGCAGCUGGAGCAUCGAGAGCGCUCCUUACAAACUCUCAGAGACAUCCAGCGGAUGCUCUUCCCCGAUGAGAAAGAAUUCGCAGGAGGACAAAGUGGGGGACCCCAGCAGAGUGCUGGGGUACUGGAUGGACCUCAGAAGAAACCAGAAGGGCCAAUACAGGCCAUGAUGGCUCAAUCCCAAAGCCUAGGGAAGGGGCCUGGGCCCCGGACGGACGUGGGAGCCCCAUUUGGCCCACAAGGACACAGAGAUGUUCCGUUCUCUCCAGAUGAAAUGGUUCCACCUUCUAUGAACUCCCAGUCCGGGCCCAUAGGACCCGACCACCUGGAUCACAUGACUCCUGAGCAGAUCGCGUGGCUAAAGCUACAACAGGAGUUUUACGAAGAGAAGAGGAGGAAGCAGGAGCAAGUGGUGGUCCAGCAGUGCUCCCUGCAGGACAUGAUGGUGCAUCAACAUGGGCCCCGGGGUGUGGUUCGGGGGCCACCCCCUCCAUACCAGAUGACCCCUGGGGAGGGCUGGGCUCCUGGAGGUGCAGAGCCAUUUCCUGACGGCAUCAACAUUUCACACUCUUUGCCCCCAAGGGGCAUGACUCCCCACCCCAACAUGCCUGGAAGCCAGAUGCGCCUCCCUGGAUUCGCAGGGAUGAUCAACUCUGAAAUGGAGGGGCCAAACGUCCCCAACCCAGCCUCGAGACCAGGUCUCUCUGGAGUCAGUUGGCCAGAUGAUGUGCCAAAAAUCCCAGAUGGUCGCAACUUCCCUCCUGGUCAGGGCGUGUUCAGUGGGCCGGGCCGAGGAGAGCGCUUCCCAAACCCCCAAGGACUAUCGGAAGAGAUGUUUCAGCAGCAGCUGGCAGAGAAGCAGCUGGGGCUGCCCCCAGGCAUGAGCAUGGAAGGGAUCAGGCCUGGCCUGGAAAUGAACCGGAUGAUCCCUGGUUCACAGCGCCACAUGGAGCCAGGGAACAAUCCCAUCUUUCCUCGGAUACCAGUUGAGGGCCCCCUGAGUCCUUCCAGGGGCGACUUUGCAAAAGGCAUACCUCCGCAGAUUGGCCCUGGUCGGGAGCUUGAGUUCGGCAUGGUUCCCGGAGGGAUGAAGGGAGAUGUCAACCUGAAUGUCAGCAUGGGCUCCAACUCUCAGAUGAUACCUCAGAAGAUGAGAGAGGCUGGGGCGGGCCCCGAGGAGCUGAUGAAACUGCGUCCGGGGGGUUCGGAUGUGCUGCCUGCUCAGCAGAAAAUGGUGCCUCUUCCAUUUGGCGAGCACCCUCAGCAGGAGUAUGGCAUGGGCCCCAGGCCCUUCCUCCCCAUGUCUCAGGGUCCAGGCAACAACAGUGGCUUGCGGAAUCUCAGAGAACCAAUUGGGCCCGACCAAAGGACUAACAGCCGGCUCAGUCAUAUGCCACCACUACCUCUCAACCCUUCCAGUAACCCCACUAGCCUCAACACAGCUCCUCCAGUCCAGCGCGGCCUGGGGCGGAAGCCCUUGGAUAUCUCUGUGCCAGGCAGCCAGGUGCACUCUCCCGGCAUGAACCCCCUGAAAUCUCCCACCAUGCAUCAAGUCCAGUCACCGAUGUUGGGCUCACCCUCGGGGAACCUCAAGUCGCCCCAGACACCGUCGCAGCUGGCAGGCAUGCUGGCGGGCCCAGCUGCUGCUGCUUCCAUUAAAUCUCCCCCUGUCUUGGGGUCUGCUGCUGCUUCACCCGUUCACCUCAAAUCUCCCUCACUUCCUGCCCCGUCGCCUGGAUGGACUUCCUCUCCAAAACCUCCCCUUCAGAGUCCUGGGAUCCCACCAAACCACAAAGCUCCCCUCACCAUGGCCUCCCCAGCCAUGCUGGGCAGUGUAGAGUCAGGUGGCCCCCCGCCUCCUACAGCCAGUCAGCCCGCCUCUGUGACUAUCCCUGGGAGUCUUCCCUCUAGCACACCAUACACCAUGCCUCCGGAGCCAACCCUCUCCCAGAACCCACUCUCUAUUAUGAUGUCUCGAAUGUCCAAGUUUGCAAUGCCCAGUUCCACCCCAUUGUACCACGAUGCCAUCAAGACCGUGGCCAGCUCGGAUGACGACUCCCCUCCAGCUCGUUCUCCCAACUUGCCAUCAAUGAAUAACAUGCCAGGAAUGGGCAUUAACACACAGAAUCCUCGAAUUUCAGGUCCCAACCCUGUGGUUCCGAUGCCAACUCUCAGCCCAAUGGGAAUGACCCAGCCGCUUUCUCACUCCAAUCAGAUGCCCUCUCCUAAUGCCAUGGGACCUAACAUACCUCCUCAUGGGGUCCCCAUGGGGCCUGGCUUGAUGUCACACAAUCCUAUCAUGGGGCAUGGGUCCCAGGAGCCUCCAAUGGUACCUCAAGGACGCAUGGGUUUUCCCCAGGGCUUCCCUCCAGUGCAGUCUCCUCCACAGCAGGUUCCAUUUCCUCACAAUGGCCCCAGCGGAGGGCAGGGCAACUUCCCUGGAGGGAUGGGUUUCCCAGGAGAAGGCCCCCUGGGCCGUCCUGGCAACCUGCCCCAAAGUUCAGCAGAUGCAGCACUUUGCAAGCCUGGAGGCCCAGGCGGCCCUGACUCCUUCACUGUCCUGGGGAACAGUAUGCCUUCCGUGUUUACAGACCCCGAUCUGCAGGAGGUCAUCCGCCCUGGAGCCACCGGCAUCCCCGAGUUUGAUUUGUCUCGCAUUAUUCCAUCUGAGAAGCCUAGCCAGACACUGCAAUAUUUCCCUCGAGGAGAAGUUCCAGGCCGCAAACAACCACAGGGGCCUGGACCGGGGUUUUCGCACAUGCAAGGGAUGAUGGGCGAACAGGCCCCCAGGAUGGGACUCACGUUGCCUGGUAUGGGAGGUCCAGGGCCAGUGGGAACUCCAGACAUCCCUCUUGGUACAGCGCCAUCCAUGCCAGGCCACAGCCCAAUGAGACCACCAGCCUUUCUUCAGCAAGGCAUGAUGGGACCUCACCAUCGGAUGAUGUCACCAGCACAAUCGACAAUGCCUGGCCAGCCCACCCUGAUGAGCAAUCCAGCUGCCGCUGUGGGCAUGCUUCCUGGCAAGGAUCGGGGGCCUGCAGGGCUCUAUACCCAUCCUGGGCCUGUGGGCUCCCCAGGCAUGAUGAUGUCCAUGCAGGGUAUGAUGGGACCCCAACAGAACAUCAUGAUCCCCCCGCAGAUGAGGCCCCGGGGCAUGGCUGCUGACGUGGGCAUGGGGGGGUUCAGCCAAGGACCUGGCAACCCAGGAAACAUGAUGUUUUAAGCUGCUAAGAUUGGAUGUGCCGACCCUUGUCAAAAUGAGAUUCCAGGUCCUGAGAGCUGCGUGGUGUGGAGUUCCAGGAAGACUCACCAUUGGUCAUGCAAUAGGCGAACAGAGACCCGAGGGCUGCUUUGGGGGAGGGGGGCGCUCGAGAAUGUAUGGAUUUACCUGAAAAAAAAAAUGAUUCAUUUAAUCAACAGGUGUGGUUUUUUUUUAAGAUUUAUUUUUAAGAAAUUAUUUUUGUGGACUUGGGUAUCCCAUGAUGGCACCUCCUUUUGGGGACCUGUAAGCCGUGCUCUGAGAAUUGCCAUCGGUCACGUGUUGCACCGUUCUCUGUAUGUUUACGUCUUCUGGACUGGCUUCUCCCAGGAUUCUUUUGUGUUUUUGAUUUGGGCUUUUGUUUCUGUUUUUGUUUUUGGUGUACUGUACUAUAUUGUAAAAGGGAUUUUAGCAGAGACUUUAGUCUGUGGGGCAGGAGGGGAGCAGCAGUGCCGUGCUGUUGACUGGAGGUGGAGAAUCCAUCUUCAGACCUUUGGACUAUUUUCUUUCAAACUCCAGUGUAUAGAAAAAAAAAAAAAAAACAAAAAAACAAAAACCAAACUACGACCUCAGAGCAGAGUAUUAAUGAAAAGCACAAAAAAAGGAACUAAGUUCAGCGCGGGGAGGGUGGGGAGGGGGGAAGGUUUUCUUUUUAAACAUAAUGAAGCUUAUUUAGGACAUUGGUUUCUCAGUUCAAGUGCUCUUCAGCACUUCCGUCUCCCCCCAGUGGACGAGCCCACCGUGACAUUUCUCUCACAUUCGCCUUUCAAACCCUGACCCAGGUCCCUGUUCAAGUGUGUUUCCUUCCCGUGUGGCACCCCGCGCCCCCACGGGUGACCCCCACUCCCGCUUCUCCUUUUCCCUUCGGCAGCUGCACUACACGGUGUGAAUUUCGGGGAAAGAACUAGCGAAGCGUCGCCUCCCCGGCCCAACGAUAUCCAGCCCCCGCAGGGAACGGUCUGUCCUUGGGAUGCUCUCUGGUCCUCCUUGCCCCUUAGUCUUCUCUCCCCUCCACAUGCUCUACCCUGCCCACCUUGUCUUCUGUUCUCCUUUUAUUAGGAAUUGCCCCCAGUGAAUUUUUAUCCGUGUGGGAGUGGAACAGAUGCUCAAAGCUAUCCAGGAUUUUGUUUUACUGUUCUCAAUUUUUGUGGUCCUUCCCUCCCUUCUCCCUCCCAUGCGUAAAACGUUCUGUGUAACCUCCAUUAAAUUUGGUACAAAACCACUCGCCAGAGCUGUGGUGUCAGAAAAAUAAAAUAUAUUGUUUCUUACAAAACUGAA
Ochotona curzoniae (black-lipped pika) is the source of this 6245-nucleotide messenger RNA. It is a transcript of the gene BCL9, whose product is annotated as BCL9 transcription coactivator. The record is from RefSeq and is a predicted model, not a curated record. Gene Ontology annotation, cellular component: beta-catenin-TCF complex. Lineage: Eukaryota; Metazoa; Chordata; Mammalia; Lagomorpha; Ochotonidae. The transcript has 10 exons. Gene Ontology annotation, biological process: positive regulation of transcription by RNA polymerase II; canonical Wnt signaling pathway. Bases 651 to 4931 code for a protein of 1426 amino acids. Gene Ontology annotation, molecular function: transcription coactivator activity; beta-catenin binding.